Molecule: messenger RNA, 2870 nt
Organism: Girardinichthys multiradiatus
Lineage: Eukaryota; Metazoa; Chordata; Actinopteri; Cyprinodontiformes; Goodeidae
Gene: cdc34b
Product: cell division cycle 34 homolog (S. cerevisiae) b
Exons: 5
Coding region: 578-1294 (238 amino acids)
Biological process (GO): protein polyubiquitination; ubiquitin-dependent protein catabolic process
Molecular function (GO): ubiquitin conjugating enzyme activity
Source: RefSeq, a predicted model, not a curated record
GCGCCAUUACCUGUUUUCAGAGUACAGGGGACUCCUUUUAUACAACAUAUUUCCCUAUCUAGUCUUCUCCGCCUGUGGUUAGGGGUACAUAGCUAACAACUAUCCGCAGAGUGAUAGUUUAGAACAGUUCGGGAUGACUGCUUGUGUUGUUGUUGUCUGAGUUCGGUGUUGUUCGCAGUUACAAAGUGUUUCCGCCGCAGUUAGAUCGGCUCCAGCUGCUCGGUAAAGGGACAGCUUGCAAGCUAACAUUAGCCGAUAGCCUGUGGUAGAUUUACGGGCUUAUAUCCGCUGCUGUCCUGCCAGGUAAAUAUGCCAAAGCUGCUCAGCCACAAUGUUUUUCUCGUUUUCGCAGCAUUGACGGUGAUAAUUAGCCUUUUCUGAGAAGCUUUGUUUGGCUUGUGGGCUGGUUCGGCCUGUUUAUUUGUUUUUCUGAACAUUACAGAAAGGAGACAAAAAAAAAGCAGAAGUUGUAGUUGGGGGUAGGCUGUUUGGUUAGCUAGGGUAACAUAGACGGUUUGGUGUAAACAAAGGCUUCAGCUGCUGACUCCGGAUUAUCGUGAAAGCUUCACAAACCAGUAUGGCGCAACACGACCCCUCUCAUGUAGCCAGCUCACAAAAAGCACUGAUGUUGGAAAUGAAGAGCCUUCAGGAGGAGCCUGUUGAGGGAUUCAAGAUAACUCUGGUGGACGAGGCUGAUCUGUACAACUGGGAAGUGGCCAUCUUCGGACCACCAAACACUCACUAUGAAGGGGGAUAUUUUAAGGCUCGGAUCAAGUUUCCCACAGACUAUCCGUACUCCCCACCUGCUUUCCGCUUCCUCACCAAAAUGUGGCAUCCCAACAUUUAUGAGAAUGGGGAUGUGUGCAUUUCUAUACUGCACCCACCAGUGGACGACCCACAGAGCGGAGAGCUGCCUUCGGAAAGAUGGAAUCCUACCCAGAAUGUCCGAACCAUUUUACUGAGUGUGAUCUCUCUGCUGAAUGAGCCCAACACCUUUUCCCCUGCCAACGUGGACGCCUCUGUUAUGUAUCGCAAAUGGAGGGACAGCAAAGGCAAGGACCGAGAGUAUGUAGAGAUCAUCAGGAAACAAGUGAUGGCCACCAAAGCGGAAGCUGAGCGCGACGGAGUCAAGGUGCCCACCACUCUGGCCGAGUACUGCGUCCGCACACGCGCCCCUGCCCCCGACGAGGGCUCCGACCUCUUCUACGACUAUUACUAUGACGACGACGACGUGGAGGGAGAGGACGGCGACUGCUGCUACGACGAGGACGACUCUGGCAACGAGGAGUCAUGACAUGCUUUGUGGUAGAAGCGCCUAAUCUGUCCGACAAAUUCUCCUCCUUUCUCUCUGCCCGGAUUGCCAGAUACUCCAGGUUUACAACCAAGAUUGGAAGCUUCCUUCUUCUAAGUAAAUAAGAGCCUUUUUUUCCUCGAGCCUUAGAGGUUAAAAGUUGAUGCCUCGGCCUGAGAGGGUCAGACUCAGUCAAAUUUGCACCAGCAAAAAAAAAAAAAAAAAAAGUCACCAGUUCCUAUAUGUUUCUGGUCCUCAUCAUCACCUACACCUUAUUGUGAGAGAAUUACCUAAAUUCUCAGAUAUUCCAGCGUCGUUAGAUCAUGUGUUUAGAAUAAAGUGUUGUUAUUGGGUAAGUACCAACCAAUGCUAACAAUUACAUUUUCACUGGUGUCAAACAGUACUUAGCCUCUUUCCCACCUUCUCAUAUUAGUAUUUCUCUAAUUGUAAGUGGCUGCUGCUCUCUGAUGGAAAUUGACGACUUCACGCAGCCUGAUUGUGCUGGACAAAGCUCUGCAAAUGUCAAACGUUUUUCAGCGUCUCUCUCUUUGAUAGGACAAAUCACGAAUGAAUUGUUACGUGACAGUGUUUUUCAAAAUUCUUGUGCAUGCCAGAGCAUCUUCGAAAGCUUUUCACGUCUCUCUUAUUUACUGGUGGACAGUUUCGCUCCUUCACGAUCUGUGACAACACAAAGACCUUGACGUGAUGAUGACGAGGCGCCCAGCUGAGUCCGCAGCUCAGUUCCUCACAUGAACAUUUUUACUAACAUGAAACUGAUGUUUGUUGGCUUUCUUUUGGUUACUGUUGGACGCAUUUCUCCGAGGCUGUGUUGUUUGGAGUCGCUCGGACUUCCGAGACGUGUAAAAUGACCGUGUUUUGGAAGGGGAAAGGCGACAGAAGUAACUGCUGAUCAGAAUUGUAUUUCUCCUUAGGCUCGGUCUCUGCGACGCCGGAUGGACCCAAAGACCUAAAGUAUAGUGUAGAAGAAAUCCAUCAGCGUUUUGACUAGUGUUUGACGUGUUCUCUGUCUUUGUUUUCUUUUUGCUCUCCUGCAAGCUUCAUCAUUAUAGAUGACUUUUUUUUGUUAGACAUUUUGCCUGCACUGUUUACUCAAAUGGUUGGCCAAGAGACCUGUAGAUGGUGCGUGUAAGAAGGUGGACUGCUGGGAUUACUGAAGUUUUCACCCCUGCAAGUGGAAGUAAAAAGAAUCAGACCACCCUGUUUUAUUUUUCAUGACUAUUCAUGUUAGUUAAAAGUGAACAGAUUUUGAUAAUAUUUUUAGAGUGUAUGGGUGUCCUGCGUGCAUUUUAUUUUCCUGCCAGCAAUAUUAAUUUUAUCUUUUCAAUUGGGACAUCAUAAUGAAUUUCUCAGGAGAAAUUACAUGCGACAAAACAAUUAAGACAAGCAACUAAUUUCCUCUUGCGGUGGUCUUCAGUGUUGAUUUACAGCUUCUACAGGAACCAUAAUCAAUAUGCACACGUAGCUGUACAAAUGAUCACCAUGUUGUUUUAUUUACCCGUGUCUGUUUUUUAUUUCAGCUAUUUAAAACCGAGAAAUAAAGAUUUAUUUGAAAGAACAA